Molecule: messenger RNA, 285 nt
Organism: Thecamonas trahens ATCC 50062
Lineage: Eukaryota; Apusomonadida; Apusomonadidae
Exons: 2
Coding region: 1-285 (94 amino acids)
Source: RefSeq, a predicted model, not a curated record
AUGCGGGCCUGCGGUCGAGGUUCCCGCCACAGCGGCGAGGGCAUCCACGAGGCCUGCGGCAUCAUCGCCGCGACCGAGUCGGCCCAGGGCUCUCCAGAGGAGGACAGCACGCUCGCGCGGUCUCCUCACAAUUGCAACGUGUGCAACGUAGAGUGGGCAACCGUCACCAAUCCGCUCUCCGAGCCCAUCGACGUCUUUACCGACUGGAUCGAUACCUGCAUGGAGGAGAACGAGGGCUUCCGCCCCGAUGUCGACUUUGAUGAGGACGAGAACAUCGGCUACUGA